AUGCCGACUGACCAUCAGGACACGUGCUCUACCCAGCCAUCACCACGACCGUCAGGAUCGUUGCAUCGACCGCGCUCACACACGCCGACGCCUCGCGAUCCUUUGCAACAAGUCCUGUCGCUCGCGCAGGCACGCAACAUGGACAGCUCGCAGCACAGCCCGAACGCGGCAGGCAACGGCACGACUCGGCUGCCUGGCCUUGCGGGCACGCAGUCGGAGAAGCAGCUCACCCAACGCGAGCUCGCGGCGCUCAAGACGAUCAAGCGCAAUGUCGACACCACAAAGUACGGCGGCUGGAUGCUCGGCGCUGCCGGAACGUUUGUGCUGCUCGGACGGCGCAAACCGCCGCCGCGUCUUCUUUCAAAGCUCGGGUGGAGUGUGGUGGGCGGGCUUGGAGGCUCGUUCCUCACCAUGCCCAUCGGCAUCAUGAUGAGCCGUGGUGCGCUUAAAGAUGUGGAAGACCCUCAGCAUCUGCGUAUGGUGCUGGCGGGUGCCAUCGAGGAGCAGCGCCAGGGACGCAAGCCCCAGGUGAGCGUUGCCCCGCCCAAGGGCCUGGAUGGCGAGACCGAUGCUCAGCAAGAGUGGGGCGGCGAACGCGCCGCACAGACAGAGGCAGCCUCCUUCGAUAGUACGGGAAACCUCAAGACACAGGGAGGCUCGGAUUCGUUCGACUCGUUCUCGUCUUCGCAGCCGUCUUCCAGCACGAGAAAUGGACGCGGCAACGCCGGUAUGCCGGCUGCCGGCCCUUCGAACGAUGGCGAGUCGCCUACGGGCACAGGUGCUGGAACGCGCUGGGCGCAGCUGCGGGGUGAGCGCAGUGUCGAGCCCAGCAAGUGGGAGCGCAUCCGCCAGGACAACGCGCGCACUGCGUACUCGCGCUCAGGAUCGGCGCAGGCAGAGCCGUCCGACACGCCAUCGCAGGGCGCUCAACUCGGCUCUGCCAACAGUGCACCUCCCUCGCGACCACUUCGGCCGGCGCCGCGCUCGCGCGACGAGCCGGUGAUGACGCUCUCGGGUGACCAAGACGAUCCGCGCUGGUCGUCGCCCGCGAGCUUUUCUCCGCAGUCGAGCGGGUGGGGUGGCGGCGAGUUUCUUGACGAUCCGGCGGGUGGCGACAAAGAUGCCACGCAACGAAGCCGUGCGAAUGGCCGACGUGGCUAUGGCAUCCUGUCGGUCAACGAGGAGCGUGGCGGGGUUCAAAUCGAGUCGGAUGCGCCUAUCCAGGUCGUCAAAGGCUCGCUGCUCACCGCUCUGGGAGGCGGCCUUUUUGGGUCGGCGUACGGCGUGCUCAAGGGGCGUCAAGGUGCAGGCACGAUUCUGGGCACAAGGAUGGCGAUGAGCACGUUUGCUUUUGCGUUUCCGUUCUUUGCGGUGCGCGAGUACGUAAUCUCGCCCGUGCUGAACCGCACGUCGAGUGGACCGGAUCCGGCCAACCGAAGCAUGCGACUGCGCACGGUGGCACCCAACCGCCACACGCACAAUCUGCUCGCCAGUGGGCUGGCGGGUGCGGUGGUCGGUGCGGGCGCUGCCGCCUUCACACGAGGUCCACGAGCGAUUCACAAGGGCGUGGCGACUUUCGGCGUGGCGUGCACGGCGCUGCAAUUGGCAGGCAACGAAACUCGCAUUGUGCGCGAUGCACUGCUUCGACCCUCGCCGCGUCCUGUCCCGGUGGCCGCCUCGCCAUCCAGCCCCGAUGCGGCUGUGUCGGCAUCGCAGGCUGUGGCGCCGAUGGCUGACGUGCAGCCGACACCGUCCGCAAGCGAGACGCAGGAGACCAAGCCGCAAAAGUCGGCUUCGUGGCUGUCCAAGGUGAAGAAUGCCAUGCCCAUCAGGAGCGUCACGGACGAAGAGUACGAGGAGAAGCUCAACAAGCGCCUCACCAGCGUCAACCAGCGCAUGGCCGAUGUCGAGACCGAGAUCCGCGAGAUCGAGGCGCUGCUCCAGCAGAAGGAGGCAGGCUUCCGGCCCACUAGCUAG
Molecule: messenger RNA, 1977 nt
Organism: Moesziomyces antarcticus
Lineage: Eukaryota; Fungi; Basidiomycota; Ustilaginomycetes; Ustilaginales; Ustilaginaceae
Exons: 1
Coding region: 1-1977 (658 amino acids)
Source: RefSeq, a predicted model, not a curated record